Molecule: messenger RNA, 11791 nt
Organism: Colletes gigas
Lineage: Eukaryota; Metazoa; Arthropoda; Insecta; Hymenoptera; Colletidae
Gene: Dnah3
Product: dynein axonemal heavy chain 3
Exons: 11
Coding region: 23-11791 (3922 amino acids)
Biological process (GO): microtubule-based movement
Cellular component (GO): dynein complex
Molecular function (GO): ATP hydrolysis activity; dynein intermediate chain binding; minus-end-directed microtubule motor activity
Source: RefSeq, a predicted model, not a curated record
CUUAAUAUUCAUAAGGACCUUAAUGUUUUUUAACAAAAUUUCAUCUGGGCUUCUUAAAAUUAAUUCUUCGUGUUAUUAUACGAAAUGUAAAUUACAGGCACUCCAGCAAAUUGAAGCAGAAAUUCCAAUGUCAAUUGAAGAACAAAGGGAUGUUCUUUUGAAAGCGAUCAAUAAAAGGCAAAACCAACUCGUUACCAGAGAAAGUAAUGAGAUUCUUUGUUUAAGCGGUGAUGGUAUUGCAGAAUAUGAAUUAAGUAGUUACGAUACCAGUCAUUUUAAAGAAGCGAAAAAACGUAUUACCGGUGAAUUACGAAAACGAGAAGAUUUCGACGAACAUUUAGAACACCUGGAGUUGGAAAUUAUUGAGAUAUAUAAACAAGUUCUUCGGUUCACUAUACACGACUGUAUUCUUCUGGAUGUUGAUGAACGAAAAAGAUUGCUUAUAGAAAAAUCGUUUAUGGAAUACCCGGUUUUAAUUAUACGCGCUCCUCUUCCAUGGCAUCAAUCUAAACUGUUGUCACAGAAUUUUAUGCAACAUAACCUAUUUAUUGGCAACGCGAUCUUGAGAGAUAUUCAAAAUUUAUAUUUCUUCAAAUAUCAAGAUACAAUGAUACUCAACAUUCAAGAUAUCGGGGAACUUCCUAUCUCAGCGUUCCAAAUAGAAUCUAAAAUAAAUUUGUUAUGCGAUAAAGCAAAAAAUAAACUUAUCAACGAAUGGUUGGCUGAUAUUGCUGAAAUUUUUCUGGAAAAAAAUUACGCUUGGUCUUGCCUCGUCGAGGAGCACUAUAACGCAUCCACGACACUGAUCGAAAGAUACUUUUUAAGUGUAAAUACUCUUGUAUCCAGACAAUUACGAAUGAUCGUAAUGAAAACGCUGAAUCAUAUCAGAGACUUUUUUAUGGAGUAUAGUAGCGGGAAUAAUUUCGUGGGUAAUUACAAAGAUCUUAUGUUCUUCAAAUUACCUUUUAUAACAAUAAUAGUCGAACCAGAGAUUGGUACGCCGUAUUUACAUUGCAAACCGAGUAUCUCGGAAAUGCGUACAACAAUUUCCCGAUGCAUCGAUAAAAUCAUUACAGUCGCAACUAUAAUUCCGAGAAUCGAGACUAUUUUAUUCCCUGAACUGAACAAGAAGGAUUUCUUGUUUUCUGUGUCACGAGACGAAGAAGAGAUUUCACAGAUAAUCACUGAUAUUCUAGACGUUAUUAAUACUCAUACAAUGGGCCCACAAAUUUAUUUAAAGUGUUAUGAAAAUUUAUCAUACAUCGUAGACGGACAAGCUAAACAAAGUUUAGACAAAUUUUUUAUGUCAGAGCCAAUACCUCUUCUACACGAAUUUGAACAAAAAAUAAAGGACUACGAUAGUCUUAGAAAAAAUAUUUCCAUAUUUCGUAAUAAGGUUCCUUUGAAUAUGAUAGAAAUCGAUUGUACACUCGUAAACGAUACGAUAAGACAAAUCCUUUACGAACUUCGCAGCCAAAUCUGCGAUUUCUUCGCGAACGAAUUACGGUCAAAUAAUCGUGAUUUAUGCUCGAACUUCGACACGAUAGCGGAGAACAUAUCAAAGAUGCCAGAAAAAACGGAGGACGUUGUCGAACUGUACAACUAUUUAUGCGAAAGCCGAGACUCGACCAUGUUUAACAUGAGAAGACAAUUGGCGCGUUCUAUAGAGCUAUUGUUGUUCCUUUUCGAUUACGAACCGCCGACAAACGAGGACAUCCAGUUGAAUUCACGUACCAUCACGUGGCCGAAAGAAAUGGAGACCGUCAUGGAGUUAGCCCAUACCAGAUUAAACAUGAGAAAAGAAUUCCUCGAGGAAGUGCUGCGUAUAAAGAAAGACAAUUUCGAGCAAAAGAUAGAAAACAUGCAGUCAGCGAUCGAUCAAUUCAAGAAGAAAGAUCCACCGGUAUUAACGAUCGAAGUGAUGCAGGAAGCAACGAAGGAGGUCGAGCAUCUUUCUAAAGGAAUGGAGGAAAUCAGGAAGGAAGCUGAAGAGAUAAACGUGGAAGAGUCUCUGUUGGAUAUAGAAUUAAGUCCGUAUUUACCGUUGCCCACGAUGUCCGCUAUGGUCAACACAUUGGAUGAUGUUUGGCACACGGCGUUAGACUUUCACAUAAAUUACGAAAAAUGGUACUACGGUCCGUUUGCGGGCCUCGACGCGGAUGCAAUUCACGAGACAACGGAAAACAUUUGGCGAACAUUGUACAGAUUUUCACGCGUACUGACCGAUGUUCCAGGUGCAAGGCGAAUCGUAGAAACGGUUCGCGGAAAAGUAGAGAAAUUCAGGCAGCUUGUGCCGGUAUUGCAAAUCAUUUGCACGCCCGGAUUGCAAAAACGGCAUUGGGAGCAGAUCAGUAAAAUAGUUAACGUGGAGAUAGUACCCACGGACACCAGCAACCUUUCUGAUAUGAUAGCGUUUGGUUUACCGAUUCAUGUAAGCAAACUGGAAGAAGUGACGUCCGCCGCUGUGAAGGAACACGCUCUCCAGCAGAACUUGCUGAAGAUGAAGGAGGAAUGGUCCGAAAUCGUGUUCGAAUUAACGCCGUACCGCGAGACAGGCGUUUUCAUAUUAACAGCCGUGGAUGAUAUUCAAGUGUUGCUGGACGAUCACACUUUGAAAGCUCAGACAAUGCGUAGCUCGCCUUUCGUGAAGGCUUUCGAUUCGGAGAUGCAAGAAUGGGAGGACAAGCUGCUUUUGAUGCAGGACAUUAUCGACCAAUGGCUGACCUGCCAGUCGACGUGGAUGUACUUGGAGCCGAUUUUCAGCAGCGAGGAUAUCAUGCGUCAAAUGCCCACCGAGGCACAGAAUUUUCGAAGGAUGGACAAGAUCUGGCGCGGUAUCAUGACGUACGUUGCUAACAACAGACGAGUACUCGAUGCCACCGCUAUGCCAAAGAUGCUGCAAGAAUUCCAACUCUGUAACACGUUGUUGGACGUAAUACAGAAAGGCUUGAACGAUUAUCUGGAGAAGAAACGCCUGUUCUUUCCAAGAUUCUUCUUCCUGUCGAACGACGAGCUCUUGGAAAUACUGUCGGAAACCAAAGACCCCCAAAGGGUGCAGCCACACUUGAAGAAAUGCUUCGAAGGUAUAAGCAAGCUACGGUUUACCAACGAUGAAGAGAUCAUUGGAAUGAUAUCGGAUCAAGAGGAAUACGUUCCCCUCAGCGGAAAGAUCUAUCCAGCCGAUGCGAAGGGCAUGGUCGAGAAAUGGUUGAGUCAAGUCGAGAAACUCAUGGUGACUUCUCUUCGCGAUAUCGCCGAGGACAGCAUAAUCGCGUAUUUCACCACCGUUAGGGAGGAAUGGAUAUUCUCCUGGCCUAGUCAAAUAGUAAUUUGCGGCAGUCAGAUACAUUGGACCAGCGAGGUUUGCGAGUCGUUCGAAGAUCAUUCCACCGCGGAGUAUUUGGAGAAAUGCAAUACGCAAAUAGAGAACGCUGUAGCCCUGGUGAGAGGUAAAUUAGACUCGGGUAUAAGAAUAACGAUAAACGCUCUGAUCGUGAUGGACGUGCAUGGGCGCGACGUGGUGCGAUUGCUCAUCGACAAGAACGUGACCAACGUUAUGGAGUUUGAUUGGAUAUCGCAAUUGAGAUAUUAUUGGUUGGAUAAUAGCAUUACCGUGUCGAUCAUUACAACCAAUGUGGCGUAUGCGUUCGAAUACCUUGGGAAUACACAGAGAUUGGUAAUAACGCCGUUGACCGAUCGUUGCUACAGAACCCUAAUGGGCGCGUUGAAGCUAAAUUUUGGCGGCUCUCCGGAAGGUCCAGCCGGAACCGGCAAAACGGAAACUGCAAAAGAUCUCGCGAAAGCCGUGGCCAAGCAUUGCGUGGUCUUCAACUGUUCGGACGGUCUCGAUUACCUAGCAAUGGGUAAAUUCUUCAAAGGUCUCGCGCAAUCCGGUGCCUGGUCCUGUUUCGACGAGUUCAACAGAAUCGAGUUGGAGGUACUCUCGGUAAUUGCACAGCAAAUUCUAUCCAUACAAAUGGCUAUAAGCAUGAAGUCGGAGAAAUUUCUGUUCGAAGGCACGGAGAUCAAAUUGAACCCUACGUGUUAUAUUAUCAUAACGAUGAAUCCCGGUUACGCCGGUCGCCAAGAGCUUCCCGACAAUCUGAAAGUCUUGUUCCGUUCCGUGGCGAUGAUGGUACCGGACUACGCCAUGAUAGGAGAGAUUACUUUGUAUUCCCUUGGUUUUAUAGACGCGAAGAACCUGGCGGAGAAAAUAGUUCACACGUACAAAUUGUGCUCGGAGCAAUUGAGCUCGCAGAAUCACUACGAUUACGGUAUGCGAGCUGUUAAGACCGUGCUCGUCGCCGCUGGAAAUUUAAAAUUGAAAUACCCGACUCAGGACGAGUCUAUGCUGAUCCUACGAGCGAUCAUCGACGUGAAUCUCCCGAAAUUCUUGUCGCAGGACGUUCCGCUUUUCACCGGGAUCUACACGGAUCUUUUCCCGGGCGUUGAUCUGCCGCAGACGGACCGCGACGAACUGGUAGACCUGUUGAAGAUCGUUUUAGGAGACCGAAAUCUGAUAGCCACGGUCUGGUACGUGGAGAAAAUAGUUCAAAUAUACGAGAUGCUGCUGGUGCGACACGGAUUGAUGAUCGUGGGGCACACGCUGAGCGGGAAAACGAAAGCGUAUCAAGUUCUGGCGGACGCUCUGGGCGAUCUGGCUGGCAAAAGACGAGCAGUUUUGAGGGAGUUUCAAACCGUUUACAAGAUAAUCAAUCCAAAAGCUAUUACUCUGGAUCAGCUUUACGGCAGCUUCAAUCCGGUCUCUCACGAAUGGAGCGACGGCGUUUUGGCGAAUAUCUUUCGAGAAUUCGCGCAAUCUUUCUCCGUAGAUCGUAAAUGGAUUAUAUUCGAUGGCCCUAUCGACGCCGUAUGGAUCGAGAGCAUGAACACGGUGCUCGACGACAAUAAGAAACUUUGUCUGAUGUCGGGAGAAAUUAUAUCGAUGUCGAACAAGAUGAACAUGAUAUUCGAGCCGGCUGAUUUGGAUCACGCGUCGCCGGCCACUGUCAGCAGAUGCGGAAUGAUCUACAUGGAGCCGUCCCAGCUAGGCUGGAAUCCAUUCUUCGAAUCGUACAAAAAAUAUCUCAGAGACAAGUUGCUCUUCGAGCAAUACGAGCUUGUCACAGAACUGAUAGACUGGUUGAUAGAGCCAAUUUUAUUUUUUAUGAGACUCUAUUGUAAAACGUUUAUAGAAAUGUCGGACCUUCAUAUGUUCCUGUCUUUUACAAGACUUUUCACCUCCAUGUUAGACGGAGAGACGCAAGUUAGUACAGUCUGGCUCCAAUGCAUUCUGUUGUUCAGUAUAGUUUGGGGAAUGUGUUCCACAUUAGCGAACGAGAGCAGAAAGGCUUUCGAUGUUUAUCUAAGAAAAUUAUUACUCGGUAACGUAGACGAGCAUCCAAAACCGAAAGCGUUUAAAUUGACGAAGCAACAACUCUUUCCUGAGAAGGGGACAGUUUUCGAGUGGAUAUACGACAAAAGAAACAAUGGUUGCUGGAUAUCAUGGAUGGAUACUACGCUACAGACGAGCUUGUUAACCGACAGGAAAUCUAGUCGACUGAUUAUACCAACGACCGAAGUAAUGAUCCAGCAUUUCUUUUUGACGAGUCUGCUUCAUAGAACGAUACCUGUUCUAUUCGUGGGGCCCACCGGCACCGGGAAAUCUGUUAUUAUUCUGGAUUAUUUGGAAUCCUUGGACAGAGAGAAAUACAUCGAAAAUGUUAUAAACUUCAGUGCUUGUACCACUGCUUCCCAAACGCAAGAGAUGGUCAUGUCGAAGUUAGAUCGUAGAAGAAAGGGUGUUUACGGUCCACCGAUGGGGAAGAAAUGUAUACUCUUUGUCGAUGAUUUAAGCGUUCCACAGAAAGAGAUCUACGGGGCUCAGCCGCCGAUAGAACUGAUUCGUCAAUGGAUAGAUCAUGGGCAUUGGUUCGACGUAAACGAUACCUCGAUUAUAAAUUUGGUGGACAUGUUUUUGAUAUCCGCUAUGUUACCACCCGGAGGAAGUUCGAACGAGGUCACGCCUAGAUUGAUUCGACACACGCACGUAAUUGGCAUCGAUCUGUUCGAGGAAACGACAAUGACGCAAAUUUUCUCCGCGAUCCUCGAGUCGCACUUCGCGAAAGGAUUUAUCCCGGAAGUAUCGAGACUCGGGAAAAUGGUCGUCCAAGCCACCAUGGAGGUAUAUUUCGCUGCAAUAAAAAAUUUUCUGCCCACCCCAGCGAAAAGUCAUUACACCUUUAAUUUGCGUGAUUUUAAUCGAGUCAUCAAAGGUAUACUUCUGGUACCGGCCACCAGAAUGCCGGAUCCGGACAAAUUAAUCAGACUCUGGAUACACGAGGUGUACAGAGUGUUCCACGACAGACUGGUGAACGACGACGAUCAACAAGUUUUGUUCAAAAUGGUCCAGUACACGUGUUACAAUCAAUUGCGACAACCGUUGGAAAAAGUACUCGCUAGAUUCUUGAAAGAGGAUGAGAAAGAAAUCAACAGCUCUCAUAUUCGUGAUCUGUUCUUCGGCAACUAUAUCGAGCCCGAUGCUGAUCCAAAAAUAUACGACGAGGUGACGAAUUUGGAAGACUUGAGAAACAAAAUGGAUUAUUAUUUGAUGGAGUAUAAUAUGCUUUCGAGGACGACGAUGUCUUUGGUUCUGUUCAGAUAUGCUAUCGAGCAUAUCUCUCGUAUUUCUAGAAUACUGUUGCAAGAGAGUGGGCACGCACUUUUGGUAGGAAUGGGCGGUUCGGGUAGGACCUCUUGCGCCAGAUUAGCAACUAGCAUGUGCGAAUAUAUGAUUCACGAGAUUGAAAUGACAAGAACCUAUGGAUUCACCGAGUGGCGAGAAGACAUGAAGAAUUUGUUAUUGCGCGUGGGUUGCCAGGGAAAGUCCACCGUUUUCCUUUUCGGGGAUCAUCAGAUAAAGCAAGAGACUUUCGUGGAAGAUAUAAACAUGAUUCUGAACACUGCUGACAUACCGAAUUUAUACAACACCGAAGAGAUGGCUGAGAUUCUGGACAAAAUGACUAAUCUGAUUCGCGAGACUGUUGGAAAAAGGGCCGAAACCACACCGAUGAUACUUUACAGCUUGUUCCUCGAAACGGUGGUGAAGAAUUUACACCUGAUUUUAACUAUGUCGCCGAUAGGAAACGCGUUUAGAAAUCGCUUAAGAAUGUUCCCGUCUCUGAUAAACUGUUGCACCAUCGAUUGGUACACUAUUUGGCCGGAAGAUGCUUUGGAAAAGGUAGCACGAACGUCGUUGCAAAAUUUGAACAUCGAUCCGAAUUUGCGGGAGAAGUGUGUCCAGGUCUCCAAAGGAUUUCACACGAGUAUCUUUUUCGCCAGCGAAGAUUACUACAAGACCCAAAACAGGAGGUAUUACACCACGCCAACCAGUUUCCUGCAACUGAUCAAACUGCUAUGCAAAUUGUACGAUCAGAAAAUUGACGAGAUUACUUUGCAGCAAAAUCGAUACGAAACAGGCCUGGAGAAAUUGGAUUUCGCUGCUGGAGAGAUAGCGGUUAUGAAAGAAGAGUUGCAAGCGUUGCAACCGAAAUUGUUGGCUCAAUCCGAGUUGAGCAACAAACUGAUGAUCAAGAUAGAACAAGACACGAUUAACAUAGAAGCUAGAAAGGAAGUUGUCGCUGCUGAAGAGGCUCUGGCGAACGAGGCAGCCGCUGCAGCACAGGCUAUAAAAGACGACUGCGAAAGCGACUUGGCGGAAGCCACGCCCGCUUUGGAAGCCGCCUUGGCCGCUCUGGACACCUUGAAACCAGCGGACAUCACUAUCGUCAGGUCUAUGAAGAGUCCACCGGCUGGCGUGAGACUGGUAAUGGAAGCUGUUUGCGUGUUAAAAGGUGUCAAGCCUGAGAAAGUCCAAGACCCAGCAACCGGACAGGUCACGGAGGAUUAUUGGCCAGCCUCCAUAAGGGUCCUCGGCGACAUGAAGUUUCUCGACAGCUUGAGGAACUUCGACAAAGACAAUAUACCUGCGGCUUACAUAAAAAGAAUUCGUGACAAAUUUAUUAACGAUAGAAGCUUUCAGCCGGAGGCCAUCAAGAAAGUUUCCACCGCGUGCGAGGGUCUCUGCAAGUGGGUACGAGCCAUAGAAGUUUACGAUCGUGUGAUCAAGGUUGUCAAGCCGAAGCAAGCGAUGCUCGCGGAGGCAGAGGCCGCCCUUGCCGCGCAGAUGGAAGCGUUGAACGCGAAACGUGCUCUUCUUCAAGAGGUCACGCAGAAAUUGCAAACGCUCAACGACGAGUUCGCCGAAUGCAUGAGGGAGAAGAAGAAACUCGAAGAUCAGAUUGCCUAUUGCAUGCAGAAGCUCGAAAGGGCUGAGAAGCUAUUAGGUGGUUUAAGCGGAGAGAAGAACAGAUGGAGCAGUACAGCCGUAGCGUUAGGAGAGAGUCUUUAUAAUGUUAUUGGGGACGUUUUACUGUCUUCGGGGGUGGUUGCUUAUUUGGGAGCUUUCACGAUUGAAUAUAGAAACAGUUUGAUCGAGAAAUGGCAUUCCUCUUGCGUGGAGGCCGCGAUUCCCUGCGGGUCAAAGUUCACCUUGAUCGAUGUUUUAGGAAGACAAGUGGAAAUCAGAGCGUGGACUAUUCAUGGUUUACCAGCUGACAAUUACUCCGUGGAAAAUGGUAUCAUCGUUAAGAACUCCGAUCGAUGGCCGCUGAUGAUCGAUCCCCAAAACCAGGCGAACAAGUGGGUAAAAAAUAUGGAGAGAGAAAAUAAGUUGGUUGUCAUUAAGCUAUCCGAUCCGAAUUACGUUAAGAUAGUGGAGACUGCUAUACAGCUAGCCACGCCCGUUUUGUUGGAAAAUAUUUUAGAAGAGAUAGACGCGAUAUUAGAACCUGUGCUUCUUAAAAAUGUUUAUAAAGAACGUGGCAUCUUGUAUAUGAAGUUUGGAGAGAACGUUAUCGAAUACAAUCCCGACUUUCGAUUUUAUAUCACGACGCGCUUAAGAAAUCCGCAUUAUUUGCCGGAGGUGGUGGUCAAAGUGAGUUUGUUGAACUUUAUGAUCACUCCCCAAGGGCUCGAGGAUCAGCUGUUAGGUAUCGUUGUCGCCAAAGAGCUGCCUGUUCUCGAAGAGCGAAAAAAUCAAUUGAUAGUCGAAGGCGCGAACAACAGAAAGACACUCGAGGAGAUCGAGGACAAAAUUUUAGAGAUUCUAUCUACGUCGGAAGGUAAUAUUCUCGAGGAUGAAACGGCGAUAACGAUACUAUCGACCUCGAAGAUAAUAUCGGAAGAUAUUCAAGCGAAACAAAAAAUAGCUGCGAAAACAGCGAUAGAGAUCGACCACGCCCGUAACGGAUACACGCCUGUUUCGGGACACGGUUCCGUUCUCUUCUUUUGCAUCUCGGAGCUGACGAAUAUCGAUCCCAUGUAUCAGUAUUCUCUGGUAUGGUUCAUCCAUCUUUACGUAAUGGCUAUAGCCAACAGCGAGCAGACUAAAAACUUAACGAAUCGGAUCAAAAGCUUGAACGAAUACUUCACCGCCAGUAUUUACAAAAACGUGUGCCGUUCUCUGUUCGAGAAAGACAAACUGAUAUUCUCCUUCAUUUUGUGCAUCGGUUUGUUGCGCGCCGCCGAUAAAGUAGACGAGGAUCUUUGGACGUUUUUAUUAACGGGUGGCGUGGCUUUGGAGAAUCCAUAUCCUAAUCCCGACUCGUCCUGGUUGACGGAUAGAUCCUGGUCCGACGUGGUUAAAGCUUCGAACCUGCGUGGAUUGGAAAAAUUGAAGCAGUCUUUUCAGACGCGUACGUCGCAGUGGAAGACUUAUUACGACUUGUCAGACCCUCAAGACAACCCUUUCCCGUCUCCAUUUCACGAGGAGGCCGAGGGUCUAAGGAAACUGGUAAUACUAAGGUGUAUAAGGCCGGAUAAAAUUGUGGUCGCUGUACGGAUGUUUAUCAUACAUCACAUUGGCAAAUUUUUCGUCGAACCUCCAACGUUCGAUCUUCAAGCAUCUUAUAACGAUUCUAGUAACGUAACGCCUCUCAUUUUUAUUCUUUCCCCUGGAUCCGAUCCGAUGGCAGGAUUGAUAAGAUUCGCAGAGAAUUAUGGUAUAUCCAAGAAGAAUCUGAUGACCAUAUCGCUUGGACAAGGACAAGGUCCGAUAGCGGCGCACAUGAUCAAUUUAGGAUUGCAAAGCGGCGAGUGGGUGGUACUUCAGAAUUGCCAUUUGGCAAUCUCGUGGAUGAAUGAACUGGACAGAAUUUGCGACGAGAUAAUUAUACCCGAAACCACGCAUCCUAAAUUUCGAUUAUGGCUGACCAGUUACCCGUCGCAGGACUUUCCAAUCUCUGUUCUGCAAAACGGAGUCAAGAUGACCAACGAGCCACCAAAGGGGCUGAAAAAUAAUUUAUUGCGAAGCUAUCUCAACGAUCCAAUAUCGGAUAAGAAGUUUUAUAACAGCUGUAACAAGAUAUUUGAAUGGAGAAACCUACUUUUCGCUUUAUGCUUCUUUCACGCGGUCGUUCAAGAAAGACGGAAUUUUGGACCAUUAGGAUGGAACAUACCUUAUGAAUUUAACGAAUCAGACCUACGCAUUAGUAUUUUACAAUUACAGCUUUUCUUAAAUGAUUAUGACGAAGUACCUUUCGACGCGCUUCUCUAUAUAACGGGCGAAUGCAAUUAUGGUGGUCGUGUGACCGACGAUAAAGACAGACGUUUGUUAAAUUCGUUGCUUCAGCAAUAUUAUAAUCCUGAAAUUAUCACUAACCAAGAGUACUGUUUUUCGCCAAGUUGUAUGUACCGUAUGCCACCGACUACAGAUUAUCAAGGAUGCUUGGACUAUAUUCGCAGCUUGCCGAUGGACCAGCCACCAGAAGUUUAUGGUUUACACGAGAACGCAGAUAUAACGAAAGAUAAUCAAGAAUCAACGUACUUGCUCGAAGGUGCUCUAUUGACCCAACCGCACAUCACCGGAGUAGGAGUCGAAAGAGACACCGACGAAAUAGUUUUCAGUUUAUGCAAUGAUAUCCUAUCGAAAAUGCGAUUAGAAUUCAACGUUUUGGAAGUAUCGAAGAAGUACCCGGUACUGUACAUGAACAGCAUGAACACGGUUCUCCGACAAGAGAUCAUUCGAUACAAUAAGCUCAUUCUCGUGAUCAAAGACACUUUGGCAAAUGUACAAAAAGCUAUCAAGGGUUUGGUUCUAAUGUCUUCCGAAUUAGAAGAAGUCUCCACGAGCAUCGGUAUCGGGAAAGUACCGGAAGCGUGGCACAAGAACUCGUAUCCGUCGUUGAAACCGCUAGGAAGCUACGUUAAUGAUUUACUGGACAGAUUAGCGUUUUUCCAAGAUUGGAUCGAUAACGAUGCACCGACUGUCUUUUGGAUAUCCGGCUUCUUUUUCACCCAGUCUUUUCUUACGGGUGUUUUGCAAAACUACGCGCGGAAACAAAGGAUUCCGAUUGACAAAUUAGAUUUCGAAUUCGAGAUAACUACGUUCGAAAGCAACAUAGAGACUGCCCCGUCCCAUGGAGUCUAUGUGAAGGGUCUAUUUUUAGAAGGCGCGCGAUGGAAUAAAGAGCUAAAACGACUCGACGAAUCGAAACCUAAAAUAAUGUUCGAUAUUCUGCCUGUAGUAUGGUUGCAACCUGGUAUAAAAGCUACAUUCGUUGUUAAGCUCGUGUACUAUUGUCCCGUGUACAAGACAAGCGCAAGACGCGGUGUUUUGGCAACCACUGGUCAUUCAUCCAACUUCGUCUUAUACAUAUUGCUUCCAACGCACAUCGAUCCAUCCCAUUGGAUAAAAAGAGGAACAGCAUCCUUGUGCCAGCUAAACGAUUAA